This is a messenger RNA of Cervus elaphus (red deer), 1190 nucleotides long. RefSeq names its product T-complex protein 1 subunit zeta-2-like. Gene Ontology annotation, molecular function: ATP binding; ATP-dependent protein folding chaperone. NCBI's taxonomy places the organism in Eukaryota, Metazoa, Chordata, Mammalia, Artiodactyla, Cervidae. Gene Ontology annotation, biological process: protein folding. The record is from RefSeq and is a predicted model, not a curated record. Bases 1 to 678 code for a protein of 225 amino acids. Gene Ontology annotation, cellular component: chaperonin-containing T-complex. The transcript is spliced from 3 exons.
AUGUGCCGCCCGAGGGCUGCAGGAUGUGUUGCGGACCAACUUGGGUCCCAAGGACACCAUGAAAAUGCUGUGGUGGAUUCUGUUUUGGCAAUUAGGAGACCGAAUUACCCUAUCGAUCUCUUCAUGGUAGAAAUCAUGGAGAUGAAGCAUAAAUCGGAAACAGAUACAAAGGAGGUGAGCUCUGGUUUCUUUUAUAAGACUGCAGAAGAGAAAGAGAAAUUGGUAAAAGCUGAAAGAAAAUUUAUUGAAGACAGAGUACAAAAAAUAAUAGACUUGAAAGUCCGUGCUCAGUCCAAUAAAGGAUUUGUUGUCAUUAAUCAAAAGGGAAUUGAUCCAUUUUCCUUAGACGCUCUUGCAAAACAUGGCAUUUUAGCUCUUUGUAGAGCAAAAAGAAGAAACAUGGAAAGACUCUCUCUUGCUUGUGGUGGAGUGGCUGUGAAUUCUGUUGAAGACCUCAGUGUAGAUUGCUUGGGACAUGCUGGUCUUGUAUAUGAGUACACAUUAGGUGAGGAAAAAUACACUUUUAUUGAGGACUGCAUUAACCCUCGCUCUGUCACCUUGUUGGUUAAGGGACCAAAUAAGCAUACUCUCACACAAAUCAAGGAUGCUGUAAGGGAUGGACUUCAUGCCAUCAAAAAUGCCAUUGAAGAUGGUUCUUGCUCAGAAUUCUGGUUAUGACCUGCAGGAAACACUAGUAAAAGUUCAGGCUGAGCAUUCAGAUUCAAAACAACCAGUCGACAUAGAUCUGAAUACAGGUGAGCCAAUGGUAGCAACAGAUGCAGGAGUGUGGGAUAAUUAUUGUGUAAAAAACAAGUUCUUCACUCUUGCACUGUGACCGCCACCAACAUUCUCCUGGUUGAUGAAAUUAUGCGAGCUGAAGUAUCGUGCCUUGGACUUCUCUGGUGGCUCAGUGGUCAAGAAUCCGCCUGCCAAUGCAGAAGACACCCUCUUCCCUGGUCUGGGAAGCUCCCACAUGCCGCAGAGCAACUAAGCCCAUGCAGCACAGCUCUAGAGCCUGGAAAUCACAACUACUGCACCCACCCGCUGCAGCUACCAAAGCCUCCACGCCCUGGAACCUGUGCUCUGAAACAAGAGAAGCCACAGUAAUGAGAAGUCCGCACACUGCAACGGAGAGUAGCCCCCACUUGCCACAACUAGAGAAAAGCUCAAGUGGCAACAAAGACCCAGCG